This is a messenger RNA of Australozyma saopauloensis, 1320 nucleotides long. Its product is annotated as AGC family serine/threonine-protein kinase. Gene Ontology annotation, molecular function: protein serine/threonine kinase activity; ATP binding. The transcript has a single exon. Gene Ontology annotation, biological process: protein phosphorylation. Bases 1 to 1320 code for a protein of 439 amino acids. NCBI's taxonomy places the organism in Eukaryota, Fungi, Ascomycota, Pichiomycetes, Serinales, Metschnikowiaceae. The record is from RefSeq and is a predicted model, not a curated record.
AUGCCAUUAUUCACCUUUGACGAAGAAGCCCUCCUGGCAGAAGUCUCUGCCAUCGAUUUCGAAAGCGAAGACCCAGUGGCAUACCAGCCGCAAGAAGAAUCGCAGCCGCUAGGAAUUCCAAUCACUCGCCGUCCCUCGUCUGUUUAUAGGAGACUCUCGGUGCGGUCGUCCGCGCCCCGGAGCGUUGGAAUCACCAUUCCUGCUGACUUCGGCCACGACGCUCCAAACACACUCAAACGGCUGCUUUGCGACUUCGAGCCCAUUCGCGUGUUGGGCCAGGGCGCCUACGGAAAGGUCCACUUGGUGCGCGACCAAUUGAAUGGAAACUUGUAUGCGCAGAAGCAGAUCCGGAAGCCUCAGAUUGACGUUCAGGUGACCGAUGAAGAUACCACCAGUGACUGGAAGUCGGCUCAUGUGCAGCGCACCAUUGCCGAGCGUCAGAUCUUGAGUCAGAUCUCGCACCACUCCAAUAUUGUCAAGCUCUUCUAUGCGUUCCAGGACCACGACAAGUUCUACCUUCUUUUGCAGUACAUCCCUGGUGGAGAAUUGUUCCACCAUUUGACCGCGGCAAACAACACGCUCGGAAACGUGUUCUUGGAAGAACAUGUUGCUUUCUACGCGGCUGAAAUGGCCCUAGGCUUGAAACAUCUCCACCAGUUGGGUAUAGUCUACCGGGACCUCAAACCGGAAAACUGCCUUCUUGACACUUCCGGACACUUGGUUCUCACCGAUUUUGGCCUUUCGAAGGCCAUUGAGGUUGGCGAGACGGAGCUAGAAUGCCGCUCCAUCAUCGGUACCCCUGAGUACAUGGCUCCCGAGAUCCUAAAAGGCGAAACCUAUGACUAUCCAGUUGACUGGUGGCUGCUUGGAUGUGUCAUAUAUGACAUGAUGAUGGGCAAACCUCCCUUCACGGGAAAGUCGCACAAGGUCAUCCAGGACAAGAUCAUUAAAUCGAAGCCCCACUAUCCAAUGUAUUUCUCGCAAGAUGCUAAGGAUCUUCUCGGCAAACUUUUGCAGAAAAACCCUCUGAAGCGGAUUGCUGUGGAUGCCUCUUGGAACACCUUUGCAAGCCACAGAUUUUUUAGAAAGAUCGACUGGAAAACAAUUGAGGACCAACUGGCCCAGCCCCCAAUCAUCCCUGUCAUUACGGAUCCAUCACUUGCAGAGAAUUUCUCAGAGGAAUUCACAACGAUGAAGAUCAGCAACUAUGAUGUUGGGCCUGGACAGAUGGUAAGCAACAACGUCUCUGCUUCUCCGCAUAUGUUCAAAGGGUUCAGCUACACUGCUAGUCACAGUUACAUCGAGAAGUACAAAGCAUAG